CAUAAAUGCCUCACCGUGAGACGGUGCGGUUUCAAAAGUGAACAAUAUCUUCAGAGGGGCACGGACGAGAUCUCCUUUUUCAAAAUAGAGCUUAAGCCGGUGGAUCCGUCAAACUGGACUUUCCACUUUUCGGUAUCCUCUUUAUUUGGCUUUUGGUUCUUCACGGAUUUGUCGAGGAAUUACAGGUGAAUGAAUAACAUAUGUUAUCAGAGGGAGAUUUUGUGUAGCUUGAGCAAGGUCGAGACCUGCUUGUCUACAUGCAGACAAGUUCCUUUUUGUUAAGAUCAUAGUAGUGAAGAUUUAAAUACAGAGAACGAUGGCUACAGAGGAUGGCUCGGAAAAUGUGAACGUUCACAGCACGGAGUGUCUGACUCAAGAGGAAUACGAGCGUAUCUCCGAGGAGCAUUUGAAAAAAUGUUGCAGUAUAAAUUGGAAAAUUGGGCCGAUUCGAAUCGAGCUGAACCCCAUCGUCACCAUCGCUUCGGGGAUCGUCAUUUGGGGUUUGGUGGCCUGGUGUUGCGCGGACCCCAUUGGGUCCUUCAACCUUUUGACCCCGGUUAUGUUGUGGAUUACCAAAACCUGGACCUGGCUUUACAUCGGAACCCAGGAUGUCUGGGCGCUGUUGAUUAUCGCCAUUUAUUUCUCGAAAUACGGCAAUCUAAAACUGGGCCGUCAAAAUGAAGAGCCAGAAUUCAGCGAUGCCGCCUACUUCACCAUGUUGUUUGCGGCCGGGAUUGGAAUCGGUCUGUUCUACUUCGGAGUGGCAGAGACGAUGUUUCACUACGAACCGGGGCCUUACGGAAAUCGUUACUGGAACAGGUACUCGGACAACCAGAGAGCGCAGGACGCCAUCAACCUGACGUACUUCCACUGGGGAAUCCACGGCUGGAUCGUCUACGUCAUUCUCGGUAUGCUGUUGUCUUUCAUCUGCUACCGGAGAGGUCUGCCCAUGUCAGUGCGAUCCUGCUUCUACCCGAUCCUCGGAGAGCGAAUUUUCGGCUGGCUUGGAGACCUGAUCGAUACAUUGUCCGUAGUCUGCACGAUGUUCGGCGUGUGCACCAGUCUGGGACUUGGCGCCAUGCAGCUCAACAGGGGGCUUAAUAGAAUGAACUCGGAUAUUGUCUACGGCAUCAACACGCAAAUCAUCCUCAUCUGGGUCAUUACUCUGAUGGCUACAGCUUCAGUCAUCAGCGGUCUCAAAGUCGGCAUCAAACUGCUCAGCGAAAUCUGCUUUCUCCUCGGCAACUUCAUCAUGCUCAUUUGGUUGUUCUACGACGACACGUGGUACAUGCUCAACGCCGUUGUUCAGAGCGUCGGUUAUUACGUACAGAACAUCAUCGGCUUAGGGUUCCAUACGGACGCUUUUGCUCAGAUGAACAACGCUCCUGAUGGAAAGUCCGCUCCAAACUGGCUCAACGACUGGACCAUCUUCUACUGGGGCUGGUGGAUCGCCUGGGCUCCAUUCGUCGGCAUGUUCAUCGCCAAGAUCUCCCGCGGUCGAACCAUCAAGCAGUUCAUCAUGCACACCAUGACUGUCCCCUGCAUCUAUAUCUUCUUCUGGUUCGGCAUGUUUGGAGCCGCUGGCAUCAAGAUGGAAAGAGAGGCCGUCCUAGCCAAUAUCACCUGCGAUUCUGAAUUUGGAGGAAAGAAUUCCACCGCACCAUUCAACGGGUUGUACCGACUGUCUUGCAGGGACUCGACUGACAUGUGGUUUGAUUUAAUGGAAAGUUUCCCUGCUCUGUAUCCCUUCCUGGCUAUCAUCUCUCUCAUCGGUAUCAUCCUCUACUUCGUCACCAGCUCAGACAGCGGCUCUCUCGUCAUCGACAGUUUAGCAGCCAACGGACACCCAGAUCCUCCCAGACUGCAGCGAAUCUUUUGGGCCUUCACUGAAGGGGCAUGUGCCACGGGCCUGUUGGUGUCCGGCGGGGACCAGGGUCUCAAAGCCCUCAGGGUUGUCUCCAUCGCCGCCGGACUUCCCUACACGAUUGUCUUGAACUUCAUGUGCAUCGCGCUCUGGCGAGUGUUACAAAUUGAAGGAGGAGAUCUCGAUCCAGACGGACCGGCCUUCACUCACGAUCUUUUCAACAUCUUUGAGAGCGCUAAGCGUUUCGUAGGAUUCCUCGUCGCCAUCGUAGCGCCGUGGUUCUCUGUCGGCCGAGCGCACGCCAAAAUCACAAACACACGCGGCUGGGCCAACAUGUUCACCCUAGCGUUCCUCUUCUACGCAGCGAUCAUCUUAGUUGUCCUGGAAGCUGCCUACGCCGGCCUGGCAUACAUCGGCGGUGCCAUCUACUUCGGUUUCGCGGGAGCUGCUGCACGGACUAGGAUUCAAAUGAGAGAAGACCUGGGUAUAAAUGGAAACAUGAUCGAAGAUUUCUUCGCCGUUUUGAUUCUCUAUCCCUUCGCCGCUCUGCAGAUGGACGACCAUAUGAACGAUAUGAUCGAUGUGGAGAUCCUGAACGGCAACGUGCAGGCCAUGGAAGACAUGCCCCCAAAAUACGCCGAAAUGGAAGACGGGAUAGACAACCCGGCUUUUAAGUCUAACGGUGGUGCCAAUGGCAUCGAGAAAAAGGCUGAAGCGGAAAACUCGCGUCUCUAA
Liolophura sinensis is the source of this 2599-nucleotide messenger RNA. RefSeq names its product glycine betaine transporter 1-like. Lineage: Eukaryota; Metazoa; Mollusca; Polyplacophora; Chitonida; Chitonidae. Gene Ontology annotation, biological process: nitrogen compound transport. The record is from RefSeq and is a predicted model, not a curated record. The coding region runs from base 317 to 2599 and encodes 760 amino acids. The transcript is spliced from 2 exons. Gene Ontology annotation, cellular component: plasma membrane. Gene Ontology annotation, molecular function: transmembrane transporter activity.